CCCCUUCUUCAUCCUCCUCUCUUCUUCCCUUUCUCCCUCUCACGAUUGGGUAGAGUAUUUUUAUGCAAAUUUCAUCAAGAGUUGCAUUAGCUAGCUUGGUGUACGCAUGGUCAUCACAUAUGUUUCUCUCACCAACGUCACAAACUUUCUUCUUGUUAGAUAUACGGUGCUCUCCUUUAGGUGCACGUCGCUUUCUUCCUGCGUUUUAUUCUGCCCGCGCUAUCGGCCGCAUGGUAAAGCCUAGAUAUAUGGCGCCCGGCAGUCUCAUUCUCUGUCUUGGUGAAUCUAUUACUGCAUGGGACAGUGAAUAACCCAUUUAAAAACAAAACUGAUGACGGUAAAUUUUGAAAAACGGCUUGGUUCAAAAUAUCAGUAAACUUGAAUUUUAUUUGCUGCCGGAUCACAUCUGUUUCCAGUUUCCAUUUCCUUUAGAAAUAAAAAGUAGCUGAUCAAAAAACUUGCACCCCAUGCACCCAGAAGCUGCACCUGCAAUAUUGGCUAUUUUUUCUGCGGGAAAAUAUUGUACAACAAGUAUAGGUUUUCCACAACGAAAGUAAUAUAUAUCUUAAACGCACUGAAAAUGAUAUUUCUGGAUAGCUAGUUUCAACACUUAAUAAACUAUAAAAAUACAAAUAUUUGAGUUGGUUGAGAAACCCAAUUUAUUGUGUGGAAAAUGAAGCAUUUCUCAACCAUACACGAGCAGCAAACUAACAAAGCUUGCAUAUGAAGUCUCGACCUGUCUGGUGAGCAUGCAUGUCAGCUCAGUGGCGGCUUCCUUCAACCAACUUUUCCAAAGUCAGAAGGUUUAACUAACUAAGUACUGUAGUUAUGUAUAGCUAAGACAGAGUCUCUUUCUCUAGUGCCAUGCUAAUUUACCCAUAUACGUUUUUUCCAUAUCUUCCAUUGAUGCAAAAGUUGUGCACACUUACUGGGCAGGGCAUGCAGUUCUAGUGUGUCCUACCACUGUUGACAGGAGUCCCACCAAUUGGUUAAUGGUUUUGUUCUCUGAUUAAUUGGGUGCAACAACUGCAUAACUACCCGUCGCUAACCCUCCUUUUCUUCUUCUUCCUUGGGUUCGGGGCCGGUCGCGUCUUGACGUUUUUUUAGCGAUGUGGCACCGGCCGGCUACUCCAGUGUGGUCGUACUCAUUCGAGCUAAGCUAGUGGUGCUGCUACUGUUUCAUUCUUUAAGCUUGAUGAAAAUGAUUGCGCAAGGUCGCCCGCCGCUAGCUAACUCAAUAGCUUUGUUGCCAGUGGUAACUAACUCACUAUCUUUGCUCGUGUUGUCAUCGAUCAUGCUGCCAAAGUACAAGUGGUACAACUUGUCAGUAGUCACAAAGUAAACCCAGGUUCCUGUUGGUGUUUCAGAGUUUGGUCUACCUGGAAUGGUUGAAGAGAAUUAUGCAUGAUAGUAUGGCGUGGAGUCCAUCGGAGUGUGCUACGGCAUGAGCGCCAACAACCUGCCGGCGGCGAGCACCGUGGUGGGCAUGUUCAAAUCCAACGGGAUCAACUCUAUGCGGCUGUACGCGCCGAACCAGGCGGCGCUCCAGGCCGUCGGAGGCACGGGCGUCAACGUGGUCGUCGGCGCGCCCAACGACGUGCUCUCCGCCCUCGCUGGCAGCCCCGCCGCCGCCGCCUCCUGGGUCAGGAACAACAUCCAGGCGUACCCCAAGGUCUCCUUCCGGUACGUCUGCGUCGGCAACGAGGUCGCCGGCGGCGCCACCCAGAACCUCCUUCCUGCCAUGAAGAACGUUCAGGGCGCGCUGGCGUCGGCCGGACUGGGCCACAUCAAGGUGACCACCUCGGUGUCGCAGGCCAUCCUCGGCGUGUACAGCCCGCCCUCUGCCGGCGCCUUCACCGGCGAGGCGAACGCUUUCAUGGGCCCCGUGCUGCAAUUCCUCGCCCGCACCGGCGGGCCGCUCAUGGCCAACAUCUACCCGUACCUGGCCUGGGCCUACAACCCGAGCGCCAUGGACAUGAGCUACGCGCUCUUCACCGCCUCCGGCACCGUGGUCCAGGACGGAGCCUACGGGUACCAGAACCUGUUCGACACCACCGUGGACGCCUUCUACACGGCCAUGGCCAAGCACGGAGGCAGCGGCGUGAAGCUGGUUGUUUCGGAGAGCGGGUGGCCGUCGGGCGGCGGCCAGGCGGCGAACCCGGCCAACGCGAGGAUCUACAACCAGUACCUCAUCAACCACGUCGGACGCGGCACCCCGCGGCACCCGGGCGGCAUCGAGACCUACGUCUUCUCCAUGUUCAACGAGAACCAGAAGGACAACGGCGUGGAGCAGAACUGGGGGCUCUUCUACCCCAACAUGCAGCACGUCUACCCCAUCAGCUUCUGAUCGAUCGACCGAUCGAUCGAUCACAGGUAGCUGCUGGACACCGUAUGUCCGUACGCGCGUGUACGUGCGUAUAAGAGCAUCUACACGUACGUAUGUGCACAUUAUGUAUUUGUACAAUACAGCAACGGCUUGGAUCCAUGCGACCACUGAGAUAGUCUAUACAAUACUACUAGCUCAGAUGCGUACGCUAUAGUAGUGGUUUGGUACCGAGUAGUAUACUGGUAUUCUAGCUAGUAUACGAUUACGAUUGAAGGGAAGCAAAUGUAAACGCUCCCUUUUCUUGUAGAGCUUGAUCGAUAAGGAUAUGUGUAUGUAGCUAGGGUUUUUUAGUGCAGGAUCUACGUUUCAUUAAUUUUUGAUGAAACUUUGGUCGAAGAAUAAUAUCAGAAAUUUCGGGGAGGACCGAAAUGCUAUUGUACAUUA
Messenger RNA from Lolium rigidum, 2770 nucleotides. RefSeq names its product lichenase-2. Gene Ontology annotation, cellular component: plasma membrane. Gene Ontology annotation, molecular function: hydrolase activity, hydrolyzing O-glycosyl compounds. The transcript has 2 exons. Gene Ontology annotation, biological process: carbohydrate metabolic process. Bases 1445 to 2347 code for a protein of 300 amino acids. The record is from RefSeq and is a predicted model, not a curated record. NCBI's taxonomy places the organism in Eukaryota, Viridiplantae, Streptophyta, Magnoliopsida, Poales, Poaceae.